Messenger RNA from Nerophis ophidion (straightnose pipefish), 2769 nucleotides. It is a transcript of the gene rangap1b, whose product is annotated as Ran GTPase activating protein 1b. Gene Ontology annotation, molecular function: small GTPase binding; GTPase activator activity. The transcript has 16 exons. Gene Ontology annotation, cellular component: nucleus; perinuclear region of cytoplasm; cytosol. The record is from RefSeq and is a predicted model, not a curated record. The coding region runs from base 307 to 2028 and encodes 573 amino acids. Gene Ontology annotation, biological process: nucleocytoplasmic transport; signal transduction; activation of GTPase activity. NCBI's taxonomy places the organism in Eukaryota, Metazoa, Chordata, Actinopteri, Syngnathiformes, Syngnathidae.
GAAAACAUGACGUCACAAGCCUCCGCAACCGGCGCGGUUUGAGACGGAACAGCGUGGAUUAGCGAUUAUUUCCUUGGAAUUUUCUCCUGGUGGUAACGUUUGUUUCUUGUUGGCAGUCAAUUAUCUUCUGUGACUACACUGGUGGCCAUGUUAACAAUUCGCCGGGCUGGGAAGUCUGAUCUCGUUUAUGCUUUAAUAGAACGACUAUUGAUAAGUGAGAAUAGCACCUGCUAGCUUCGAUUGAGCUAACUGCGGACGUCUUUUUUAUUCUUACGUAAAGACGUCUACGGUUUCAUCACUUACAUCAUGGCUUCAGAUGACAUUGCUGAGCUGGUUGAUUCUCUCGCCAACACCCAUGUUGGGGAUGGAGAGUUGAGCUUUAAAGGCUUAGGGCUGAAGCUGGACAACGCAGAAUCAGUGGAAGAGCUGGUGCAGGAGAUAGAACAGUGUCAAGAUUUGAGAGCCUUACGCUUGGAAGGAAACACUUUGGGCGUUGAGGCAGCUGUAGCCAUUGCCCAGGCACUAGAAAGCAAACAUUGGCUUCAGUGUUGUUAUUGGAGCGACCUUUUUACUGGAAGACUACGCUCUGAAAUCCCAAAAGCCCUAGUUUAUCAGGAGUCACUGAGCAGCGGAAUAAUGAUGGCAGGGGCCCGUCUGACUGUGCUGGACUUGAGUGAUAAUGCGUUUGGACCAGAUGGCGUGCGCGGCAUCCAACAGCUUCUUAAAAGUCCUACCUGCCACACCUUGAAAGAGCUAAGACUCAACAAUUGUGGGAUGGGAAUCGGAGGAGGAAAGAUUCUGGCAGAAGCACUGAUGGAGUGCCACAGAUCCUCAGUAACUGCUGGCGCUGCGCUCAAAUUGAGAAUAUUUGUUGCUGGGAGAAAUCGUUUAGAAAAUGAAGGAUCCAGUGCCCUGGCCAAAGCCUUUCAGUUGAUGGGAAGUCUGGAGGAGGUCCACAUGCCCCAAAAUGGCAUCAACUAUGCAGGCGUCAUCACUUUAGCUUCUGCCAUUCGACACAACUCAGAGCUGCGAGUGCUCAACCUCAACGACAACACCUUCACAAAGAGAGGAACACUGGCUAUGGCACAGGCUCUGGGGCAUCUGAGGAAUGUCCAGGUGAUCAACUUUGGUGACUGCUUGGUCCGCUGUGAAGGAGCGAUUGCCCUCGCAGCAGUGCUAAGAGAGGGCUUGCCAAUCCUCAAGGAGCUGAAUCUGUCCUUUGGAGAGAUCAAAGAGGCGGCGGCGCUCGUGGUGGCUCAGGCCGUCAUGGACAAACCUUACAUGGAGAAAGUGGAUCUGAACGGGAACUUUUUGGGCGAGGAUGGCUGUGAGGGUCUCAGGGAAGCCAUGGAGAGCCAAGACAAAGCAGUGAUGCUGGCUUCACUCAGUGACGACGAGGGAGAACCUGAUGAUGAUGAUGAUGAUGAUGAUGACAAUGAUGAGGGCGAGGCAGCAGCAAAUGACGACUGUUGCAAUGGGGAGGAGUUUGGAAAAGAAAAUGCAUUGCUGGAAAAAGAAGACAGUUCUUCCAAGUGCCAUUGUCCAGAUGAGGUAUUGUCUUUCGUUGCUUGCCCAUCUGCUGAGAAGCUUCUUCAGCUCGGAGAGAUGACGAGACAUCUGCUGCCAGAGGUGGACAUGACGAACCCACAUAAGGCAGCUGAUGUCCUUCUGAAAGUGGCUUCUUUAUACAGUGAGAAACCUGUCAUCCAGACUGCAGUGCUGGAAACUUUUGACAUGCUGUUGAAAAAGCUUCUCUCUGGUUCAGCCUUCCAGGCGUACACCUUUCUCUCUACCCUGCUGGUCCUCAUGGGAAUCCUCCGGGGAGAAGGGAAGACGAAAAAAGUGCCACUGGUAGCAGGCCAACUGUUAUGUUUGGAACAUGCCGUCCAGCAAGACUACUUUGCCCAGCACCACGCCUCCCUGAUUCACAUUGUCCUUUCAAAGAACCGCGACGCUCUCAAUUUGUGCAGCAGUAGCAUGGAGAGAUUAAGCUCCGCCUUAGAAAAGAGGUGCCUUUACCAACAUUGAUGGACUGCUGCUGAAAAAUACACGCACACACAUUCUGGGAUUCAUUCCUCCACAAUAGAAGCCUGUGAAACCACUGUUGAUUGUAUCAAAUCUGUCCAGUAUAUGUUAUUUUAUAUAUUUUUUACUCAUGCUAUAGAUUUUUAUUUUUACAGAGAAUACACAGUAAUCAUAAUGAUACAUAUCUGCAUAUUAACCUCCGGAUUUUUUUGGUUUGCAAAUGUGCACUUUGACAUGUUUUUUAAAGGGAUACAUCACAUACAUACACUAUCUUUUAAUCUAUAUUGCAAUAUUAAUACAGGGAACAUGGACUGCAUAUUAUCAAAAUGGUAAAGGUGUUUGCUGUUUUUCUUGUUAACAUUUAACACUUGGAACCCUUUGUGUUGAAUCGUGAAGCUGAAAAUGCAUCAUUGUUUCUGCAUCAUUUUGAAAUGUUACUCACUGGAAAGAAAAACAUUGUCAACAUGAUAUUAAUGUCUUUUAUUGUCAGUCUUAAUUAAAAUUGUGCACUUAUGUUGUAUGUUCAGUUUCAGAAUGACCUCAUAGCAUAGAACUGAACAGUGUUCAGGGUGAAGUGGCUCAAAUAUUUUGUAUUGACUUUCAGAGUAACAGAUUUUCCUUCAUUUAUAAUUGUCACAAUGUUUAUUGAAUGUAAUUAGUACUAAACUCUUAAUACAACUCAAGUUUUGUCAAUUUAUUUUACUUUUUUAUUAUAAUCUGAAUAAACAAAUAUUUUUCCUUGAA